Molecule: messenger RNA, 4037 nt
Organism: Ceraceosorus bombacis
Lineage: Eukaryota; Fungi; Basidiomycota; Exobasidiomycetes; Ceraceosorales; Ceraceosoraceae
Source: the annotation of a GenBank genome assembly
AUGGAUUCUUGGGCGCCUUUGGCACCAACCAAGCGCUUCUCGCUCCAAGGGCCAGGGAUUGGUGGAGGCCGGGGCGUAGGCUCCUAUGCUCGCGCUUCGGUCAUUCUGUCCACCGGCAACGACGCGGAUCAUGGAGAGGCACUGCCGACCUCUCCUGUUACGGGCAAAGCGGGUGAGAAGAGGGAGCCGACCAUCAAUGGCUUGCCCGAGAGCCUGAUUCGCACAAUCCUCGGCUACGUGCCGCUGAGGGAUCUCGGAAGCUGCAAGCUAGCAGGAAGGAGGCUUGCGAGGGUCGUCGCCGAUGACAGGCUCUGGAAGGAGAGAUUGGACAGGCUGGAUUGGGCUCAGGUGGAUGGCGAGGAGGAGUCGGACCGAAAAUCUUUGUUCCAAGAUAUUGACGCCGGAGGAGACGAUCCAUGGAGGAGGCGUGCAGUCGGUAGGAGGAGAGACAAGCCGAUCGCGGCAAAGGCGAGCGUGAAUGGUGCAUUGACACCCAGCAGCAAGAAUGGGGACGCCUCCAAGUCUCCGCAUCUCGCGCAAGGUGGCCUUUCAGCUAGACACGACGUCGAUGACGACUUUGGCGAUUUCGCAAAGCCCUCUAUCGAUGGCUCACCAGCCAAUGCUGACGACGAUGAUGACGACGGCUUUGGCGAUUUUGCCUCUGCGCCUCCUGCACGCGUACCCGGAGGCUCUUUGGCGGCCGGUCUUGCGAGCGUAGCCCUCGGAGGCGGCACAAACUCCAACAACAGCACAUCAUCCGGCUUCUCGCCAAUCUCGCCAGUGAAGCUGCAAAAGCCUGCUCAACCGACGUCGCUGUUCAGCUACUCUGCCGAAUCCGCCUUGCCUCUCUGCACAAAGUCGAGCAUGCAUUUCAGAAGGCUGCGUGCCUUGGCAAAGAGGCUCAGACCUCAGUUGAACGGUCUCGCUGCUCAAAUUGGAGGAGGCGGAGGUAUUGUGGGAUGUAACCUAGGGGGCGACUUGGGCCUAUCGCAUAGUGCAGCUUUGCAUGCCAACGCAAUGAGGUGGCUGCAGCCUGCCGAGGAGGGAGGUGUGGGCGGAUCAGGAUCAGCCAAUGUCCCUGCUGCAGAGCUGCGCAAAGGAGUCAUCUCCUCUGGCAGAAGUCUGGUCGAUCACGCUUUCAUGACCUUCGAAGGCACUCUGGACCGUCGUGCGGAUGCCGUCAGGGCGGCUAGACAUGGCGCAGAUACGGCGCGUAGCGUGCGACGAGCAGAAGCGGAUCUUGCAAACGCUGCUCAUGCGGUUUGGGAAGUUGGCCUGGCACUCGAGGAGGACGCGAGAGCCAACGCCCUUGUAGAGAAGUACAUGGGUCUGGUCAUCAGUGAGGCGCAAAGAAUUGGCAAAAACCACGAUUCGAGAAGGAACAUCGUGUGAGUGUUGCAUGAUGCGUGCAACGUGGCGCUGCAUAUGCUAUUGUCAGCUGAAGCUUCGUCCCUGCAAACGCCUGACAGCUCACGACCACCGGACGGCAUCUCGCUCGACUUCACGGCCAUGGAUGUCUUCAUGGCCGAACUGUUAGAAGCAGUGGGGAAGGAAGCAGAGAUCAUUGCCAGGGUGUUUCCACCGACGCAGGAUGCUGUCUUGAGGUACGCACGAGACGUAGCCGAGAGUGCUGUGAGUCUUUCAUAGGCAGCCCGCUGGUGCAAUUUCAGACGAAGCUGAUGGUUCCGGAGCGCACAACGGUCCCCAGAUCUCUGCGUACAUCUUGCCCCUCCUGCAACGAGCAAAGCAGCACUCAGAGCAUCUAUUCCUGCGCUCUUGCGCUGCCGCUUUCUCGCAAGCUCUUCGGCUCGUCGACGUGCUGAUGGCCAUCACCGAUAAAGACCCCCUGACCGUCACUAAGACCAGAUGUGAGGAUGUCGUCUACAAAAUGUGGGAGAAGCACAUGGACGAAUACUUGGAAAAGGAAAGGGCGUGGGUCUCGGAAGCGAUGCUGCGGAUAGCACGCAAGUGGCAAGAAGAUGUGAGUUCAGACAGCUAGCUGUGGCUGUUUAGAAGCAAUUCGCUCAUCGUGCACCUCUCGUGCGUUGAAAAGGUCGAGAACGAAGCCACGCGCACGCGAGCGGAUGCUGCGGCGUUCCUUGCAUCUCAAAAUCCAGCAGCAGUAAAGCGGUCUGUGCUUUCAGGCUUCAAGGACGUGCUACUGCUACCAGUCACUGUCGUUCCGCGCACAGCUCUAUACGUCGGGAGCGCAGCUGUACGGACCGCAGGUACUGGUCUGUCAGCUAUCAAUCCCAUGCGAUGGCAAGGUGGCGCUACUGGCAGCGGAAAUGGCGAUACGCUGACCCCAAAUCCAUCACAAGAUGGCGCAUCAGGUAGAAAGCAGGCCGACCUUCCGAUACCUCGAAGCCCAAGCGGCCUCAAUGAGAAAGCCACGAACGAAGCAGCGAAAGGGUACAUCGACUUUAGCCAAGCCGACGCUGAGGGCGGUAGCGCUGGUCCUGGCAUGUACGGUGAGGAUUCGGAUGAUGAUGAUGACGACGACCAAAUCAACGAGAAAGGACCGAGCGGGUUCGGAGAUAACCCCUUCGGCGAAACCGAGAGGGAUGAAUGGAGCGCAGAGGUAGAGGCUUGGGGCGCAGUUGCCAACGCACGACCAGCACAAGUGCCGGCGCCGAUCACUGGCGCAACCCAGAUAGUGGGCUCAGGGGCCUCCGUGGCCCCAUCGUCGCGACCAAGCUCGCUUGUUCCAACACUGACUUCUGGCGGGAGGACCACGCCUUCCUUGGGGACUUCUUCGUCCGCUCCCUCUCGUGCGGGCACACCUCAGCUCCGAUUGCCCAGCUCUCCAGCACUGCCGUCGACGGCUGCCGAGUCCCUAUCUCGCCUUCAGCUCCUGCUCUCACUCGACGUAGCAUUGCAGCUCAUACACGUCAAUCGGGACUGCAUCAAGCGCAUCGAGACGUUUGCCGAAUACCCCGAUACCUAUGGCACGCGCGUCCACGAGGAGAUCGAGAAGAACGCGGCCGCUGCGAUGCACAUCUUGGCCGAACAGCACAUUGUGCCUGGCUUUCAGAAGGCUACCGAGCAGAUCGAAAGCUGGGAUCCAGCUCAGAGUGCACCCGCUUCUGGAGCCGGCGACCUUGACGAGAAGAACAAAGAAGGCACGGCUGAGCACGUUAUGCCGCUCGUGCACUUCUUUGAGCUCGUGCACGUAGGUGACACCAUCCAGCAGAUGGUCCAGGUCUACUUUGAUCAAGAACUCGGUAGACACUUUGACCGCACUGAUUUCCUAAACAUUGUAGUCAGAGAGAAAAAGCGCUUCGAAGCUGCGCUCGAUGAAAGCGUGGCCAAGGGACUAAAUGCCGGUUUGGAUCUGCUGAUGGGGCAGGCAGAGUACAUCUUACAGACUCGACAGGACCCGCGCGACUUCAGCCCGCAGGCUGGCCAGGAUCCCGAUCUUGGCCCUACACAAGCUGCAAAAGACUGCAUCAAGUGUCUACGAGAUCACUGUCGCAUGCUGGUGGGCAGCACCGACAAGAAUGUGCUCGAGGUGUUUUACUUGGAGGUUGGCAUGCGCCUCUACGCGUGAGUAAUCAGCGCUGCUCUCUGCGCUCGUUCCUACUCAUCACUUGGCUUACUCCGGUGCCUGUUCCAGCGCUCUCACCAAGCACCUACGAAGGCAGAUCAUCAAUCUCGACGGCGGCUUCAAAGUGAUCGCUGACCUCAAUGCCUACCACGCAUUUGUUCUGACGCUGCGACAGCCGAGUGUGACGCAACAUUUUGAGGCGCUAAAGAUGCUGGGUAAUAUAUAUAUCAUCGACUCACCAAGAGAAUUGGCAACCAUCGUUAGGGACGCGGCUCACUUUAGAGGGCUCAUCAGCCCUGAGGACCUAUACGAACAUCUCAAGGUGAGUGAUUCGAUUGCAACAGCUCGCUUGUAAGCGCUCGCUUACACAAGUCCAACAUCUCGCGGCCAUGCGGAUUCACAGUCUCGCUCAGACUUCAAAGCAAUCGAGGCUCAGAUUGACAAGGAAAUGUACGGCUUCAAGAUUCGCGAAGACUGUGUCGUCGCUUGA